Molecule: messenger RNA, 1302 nt
Organism: Ectocarpus sp. CCAP 1310/34
Lineage: Eukaryota; Phaeophyceae; Ectocarpales; Ectocarpaceae
Source: the annotation of a GenBank genome assembly
AUGGGGGAGCCCUUGUACCAUUGUCGCAAAAGCAACGGCAGCCCUCGAUUCUGUGUUGAUUACCGCCACACCCUCAACCGCAACAUCAUUCGCAAGACUUCGCCCUUGCCCAACCUUGAGUCGUGCCUAGUUGCCGUCGGGGACGCCCUCUACAUCACUGUGGCGGACAUCCUCAGCGCUUUCUGGCAGAUUCCUGUGGCUGAGGAGCAUGUCGACCGGACCGCCUUCGUGACUCAUAACGGCAAGUACUGUUUCAAGCGUAUGCCGUUCGGGGUAGCGAAUGCGCCAUGGCUGUUUCAACACGUAAUGUCUAUUGCUCUGGGCCACCUUGGUCCCGACUCCGGUGUCCUCUCGUACAUGGACGAUCUGAUCUGUAUCAAUCGCACAUUUAAGACCCAUCUUGUCUCCAUCGAGAAAAUGUUCGCAGCAUUGCAGGCAGCAGGUCUGACUCUCAAGCCGUCCAAAAUCCAAUUUGGUCGUAAAGAAGUCGAUUAUCUUGGUCAUGUCAUUUCUGCGAAAGGUAUUUCCGUCAGUACCGACCGCAUUGAUGCCAUCCGCGACUUGUCCACGCCGAAAUGUAUCAAGGACCUCCGUUCCAUCCUCGGCAUGGCAAAUUUUGUCCGUCGCUUUGUCAAAAAUUACGCUGACCUCACUGCACCGCUAGUUGAUCUGACUCGCAAGGAUUUCGUCAAACCCCGCAAAUUUCGAGAAGCAUGGGGGCCGGACCAAGAUGCCGCCUUCCAGCAACUCAAAGAUGCUUUGUCUUCGGCCCCUGUCCUCCACUUUCCCGAUUUUUCGAGAGAAUUUGUCGUGCACACUGACGCUUCUGAGCUUGGUGUAGGUGCCUUCCCAGCCCAACCGUCCAAAGAUAGCACCGACGACAAGGUGGUAGAUAUUGUCGCCUACUACAGCAAACGCUUUAAAGCAGGCCAACGUCACUAUAGUCCCACUAUGAAGGAGUGUACGGCGGUUGUCUGGGCCCUGACCCACUGGCGCCCAUACCUUUGGGGCCGGCAAAUCACUUGUCACACCGACCACCAAGCGCUGACGUACCUGUAUCAUAUGCAAGAUACGUCUAAUAUGCUUACUCGUUGGGCCAUCUGUCUGCAAAAUUUCGAUUUCACCGUCAAGCACGUUCCGGGGAAACUUAACGUAGUCCCGGACACCCUGUCCCGCAUUUUCAGCGAAAUCGACGGCAAACCUCUCCCGUCCGAGCCUCGGCUCGCCGCUAUCUGUCGCAAUGUUUNUGUCUGCAAAAUUUCGAUUUCACCGUCAAGCACGUUCCGGGGAAACUUAAUGUAG